AUGAACCAAUUAGCUACAAAACGGAAGAAACAAAACAAUAUUAGUCGAGAAGAGCUUGUUAACAUGGAUAAAAAUGAUUUAGUUGAAAAAUUUAUCCAAUUACAGGCUCAUAACAUACAAUUAAAAAAUAUUAUAAGUAAGAAGAUGACCAACGAUUUACAAUGUUCUUCAGAAGUAAACCAAAAUAAAUUUGAUUUCAAUAAAUGUCACUAUCGUAGAGUGCUCUUAAAAAUUAUGUACUUUGGUUGGGACUAUCAAGGGUUGGCAGUGCAAGAAGAUACUACAGAAACAAUUGAACAUCACUUAUUUCAUGCUUUGAUGAAAUCAUGCUUAAUUAGAAAUCGUGAAACAUCCCAAUACCACCGAUGUGGAAGGACAGAUAAAGGUGUUAGUGCAUUCAGCCAGGUUAUCUCAAUUUCACUGCGAAGCAAGUACCCACCAUCUCAACAGAACUUGACUGAUUCAAUAGAAACAGAAAUGCAAUAUUGCAGGAUUCUUAAUCGUAUUUUGCCAAAGUAUAUUUACGCAGUAGCAUGGAUGCCAAUACCAGAUGAUAAACCCGAGUUCAGUGCCAGGUUUGAUUGUAAAAAACGUCAAUAUAGGUAUUAUUUUCCUCGAUCAAAUCUCAACAUAGACAGCAUGCGAGAGGCCUGUACCCAUAUUAUUGGAUUGAAAGACUUUCGAAAUUUCUGUAAGAUGGAUGUAGGCAACGGCGUCACUGAAUUUUGGCGUGAAAUCUUCAAAGCCAAUAUUUUUCCCGUGAACGAAAAUGACAAGCAUGAUGAAACAUCUAUGUACUGUUUAGAAAUAGAUGGUAAUGCAUUCCUCUGGCACCAAAUCCGCUGCAUCAUGGGUGUGCUUAUCCUCAUUGAAACAUCUAUGUACUGUUUAGAAAUAGAUGGUAAUGCAUUCCUCUGGCACCAAAUCCGCUGCAUCAUGGGUGUGCUUAUCCUCAUUGGUCAGGGACAUGAGACACCUGAUAUUAUUAAUGAAUUGUUGGAUGUUGAAAAGAAUCCAAGAAAGCCACAGUACAACAUGGCCUUAGAUAUACCACUAAACCUAUUCCACUGCAGCUAUGACUUGGAGGAGACGAGUGAAUGGAUUUAUGAUGAUGGUAAUAUUAAGUCUUUAAUCACGACACUUCAAGGUGAAUGGUCAAUUCACAAUAUAAAAACAACAAUGAUACGCGACGCUCUUCAACAUUUGGAGGCUAAAUAUCGGAAGAAUAAUAGAGAAUUGUGUAAUACUGAUAAAGAAAGAGAAAAUGACUCUUUUGCACAUAUCAAAUGCUUGUUACAAGGAGUGAAACCUAAGGUUUAUACACCAUUGUUGAAGCGAGACAAAUGCUCCAGUUUAGAAGAAAAAAUUGAAUUCUUUAAAAAGAAACGAAAGAUA
Iphiclides podalirius (scarce swallowtail) is the source of this 1395-nucleotide messenger RNA. Lineage: Eukaryota; Metazoa; Arthropoda; Insecta; Lepidoptera; Papilionidae. The record is from the annotation of a GenBank genome assembly.